Messenger RNA from Trypanosoma brucei brucei TREU927, 1977 nucleotides. RefSeq names its product chaperone protein DNAJ, putative. Gene Ontology annotation, cellular component: cytosol. NCBI's taxonomy places the organism in Eukaryota, Euglenozoa, Kinetoplastea, Trypanosomatida, Trypanosomatidae. Gene Ontology annotation, molecular function: ribosome binding; Hsp70 protein binding. Bases 1 to 1977 code for a protein of 658 amino acids. The transcript has a single exon. The record is from RefSeq and is a predicted model, not a curated record. Gene Ontology annotation, biological process: 'de novo' cotranslational protein folding; regulation of translational fidelity.
AUGAUAGUACUUCCCACUUUUGAUUUCCCGCAGCUGGAGGAUGGUCACGAACCACUGACAUUACGGCAACAGCAGCAGCAGCCACCUCGUGGGGAACUGGUUAAUUUGGUCCACGUGUUACCGUUUGGUCUUGCGAUACAGCAACGGGCCCUCCUCACCGCUCGGCUCCUAAUGGAAGAGCGACAAAAACCAUCACGACGGCACGAGGACCCGAAUGCUGCGGGUGCCUCCGAUGGUGAAGACGACAGUGAGGGCGAUGGUGAUGGCAGUGGCGAAUAUGGAAGAGGAGGAGGGGGAAGCUUUCAGCAACAGCAAUCGUACGCAUCGCGACGCAAGAAGUUUGUGAAACUGACAGAAGAGGAUUUGCAGGUUGACUGGUAUGAGAUACUUGGCUUAGAGCAGAGCGGAGGUGCGACCGAUGAACAAAUUCGCACCGCCUACCGACGACGUUGCCUUGAAACACAUCCAGACAAGCAGAAAGAUCGAUCAGAUGCGGCCUUCAAGAAGGUGCAGCGUGCCCUUGACAUCCUCGGUGACCCCGAAACGCGAUUGACAUACGAUUCCUCACGCCCUUUCGAUGACACAAUACCGGCAGAAACUCUACCAACAGGAGCCGACUUCUACGCAAUAUUUGGUCCUGUAUUCGAACGCAACAAAAGGUGGAGCACGGACCCUAGUCUCCCUUCUAUUGGGAAUGACAAAACAAGUUUGGAGGAAGUUAAUAGGUUUUAUGACCGCUGGGUGCGUUUUCAGAGCUGGCGCGACUUCUCACACAUGGUAGAGCUUGAUGAAAUUGAUGAUAGCAUGUGCCGCGAAGAAAAACGGUAUUAUAUGCGUGAAAAUGAGCGGCAACUUAACUGUUUACGCCGUGAGGAGCAACAGCGGUUGCGUACGUUAGUUGAGCGAGCCCGCAAAAAUGAUCCGCGGCUACGGCGCAAGCGUGAGGAGGACGAGGCGAAAAGGCAACGCGAGCAGAAGGAACGGGAGGACCGACGACGUCAAGCGCGUGAGGAGGGGGAGCGGCGGCGUGCAGAGGAAAUGGAGCGCGAGCGUCAGAAACGGGAGGAGGAGAAGCGGAAGAUAACAGACACAAAGAAUGCCAUUCGUCAGGCAAAAGAUGAUCUGAUUGUCUUCCUGGAGGAGCACGGCCUUCUAGACGAGACGGCAACGAACAAACUUUUGCGACAUGCAGUGCGGCGGCCUAACAUAGGGUGGAUAUUUUCGAAAAUUAACACUGCCGAGGAGGCUGCGGGUGUUGUCUCUGAGGUGAAAAACAAGGAUACGACACGCCGCGCGACGAGCACAAAAAGCGGUACGUCCAGCAACGUGGCCUCUCGCACUACCGACGAAAGUGAAGAAGAUACUGAAGUUGAAGCCGUCAUUUGCUUUAACGAACUAGUUGAGGAAAAGGAGCGCCAAAUCGGUCUGACCCGGUAUGGUGAAGCUGUCAAAGCCAGGCCCGAACCCAAACCACAGGAGGCAAAAAAGAAGACCGUUCCUGAAUCAGUGAACAAACACGCAAAGGAGUGGGAUGAGGAGGACUUGACGCGCCUGCAAAAGGCGACGGCCAAGUUUCCCCCGGGUACAGUGGAACGCUGGAGUAAAAUCGCUGAGCAGUUGCGCGGUAAGUUUACCGAGGAAGAGGCAAUGCAGAAGGUGAAUGAAAUAACUGCGGGUCUCCAUCGCAGUGGCGGUCAAACGGGAGUCGCCUCCGCCAAGCAACCGACGAGUGCAGUUGAGGGAAACGGUGCAACCGCAGCAGCGGCGCCAUCAGCAGGAGGGGCCAACUCUCAGGUCGCUUCCGUGGAGGAUUGGACGGUGAAGCAACAAAAGAUGCUGGAGUUGGGUUUACGGGAUUUAAAGGAUUACAAGGAAAAGGAUAAGUUUCAGAAGAUUGCGGCGAUGGUUGAUGGAAAAAAUGCCAGGGAAUGCUUCGAGCGGUUUAAGUAUCUCUGUGCUAUGAAUAAGCGCAAGUAG